AAAACUUGUCUUUGCCUGUUAUUACUGUUUUUAUACACAUGUUGUUGACGUCUCUUGUUAAUAUCGUAUUAAUACGACUUUCCUUAUGGUGGGAAUUAAAUCUAAUAGUUAAUUUAUUUCACACACACACUCGGCUAAUGUAUUCAUAUACGCAGAAAUAUGUUUACCUGGUGAGGAAAUAAUACCUAACCCAUUACCUUGAAGGUGGAAAUUUAAAAGAAAUAGGUUUAAAUGGUGAAGAAAAAAAUAACUAACUAAUUACCCUGGAGGUGGAAAUUUAAAAGACAACGAACAGAGGAAAUGACGACAGUAAACAAGUCAGAAGAAUGAUAUACUCAGUAAUGGAUAAUUACUAAAUGCCAUUUAAAGAAUGGAUAAUCGCCACCAAUCCUUGUAGAAUGAACACAACUCAUAAGCAAUACAGAAGACAGCCCAUCUCAUAUUAAACAAUACAGAAGACAUUCCAUUCCAUAUUAAACAUUAAAGAACACAGUCUACAUAGUCAGCCAAUCAAUGGACAUACUGGUCUGAGCUGAUAAAAUAAUCAAAUUAACUUGAACGAUGAACACAUAUGAUAAAUAUACACCAUAUUAGACAGGUGUGAUGACAGGAGAACUGGUAUAACAGGUCCUAGCCGAUAAUUCAAAAACAUAAUCCACGGAACGAAUAGUACAACAGGCCUUAACCGAUAAAUCUAUUCAAAAACAAAAUUCAAGGCAGAGUUUGUAAAAACUGACCUAACUGAUAUCUCAAAAUCAGAACCCAGUGGAGGAUUUGACCAGUAUUACGUGGAACACUUGUCCUACCUGAUGAAAGAUACAAAUAUUGUACCUAGUAUCCGUUGUAAAUCAUGAAAUCGCAAGGACCAAUCAAAGACAAGAAGGCCAUAAAGCGAACAUCGACGUUGAGACAAUGUCGGUAGAAACUAAAAAUUAUUAAAUGAAUUGAUCCCCAUCUGGUGUCCGGGAAAGGGUGAGAAUAUAAUUGAAAUAGUAUCUUAUAGGAACAGUAAGAAAACUCCGACAUAUUAAUGAUAGAUUUUAAUAAAAAAAAAACAUAAAUCAGUUCUGACUCAUUAUCCGAAAACAAAAUCUAGUUGACUUUAUUGAGUUAUAUUCAGUAGACCAUCUAGGAUAAAAUAUAACAGUAACAAAAUGGCGACUUCAAAUGUUGAUGUCGUACGAACAUUGGUUUCUCCUGAAAAAUGUGAAGAAUAUAUUACCAAGCAAAGUCCUCAGUACAUACCAGUAUUAUCAACGCUUUCCCCCGAUAAAGAAGGUAUUACAAAUGUUACACUUACAGGCGUACCUUCACCAAAUGUACCUUCCAACAUGAAAUCGAACCGUGAAAUUAAGCUGAUCAAAUCUACUUAUGUGGUUGAUCAGGUUAAGGAAUACUACCAAAUCGACGAUGAAGAGCUAUUUCCUAACUACAAGCAACAUAAGAUGCACAACUCGGAAAGCUUGUUAUGUUGGAAGAACUGUUGCGUUGGUUGUGGUCCCGUUGCGUGGGCUAUGGUGUUCGGAUAUUUAAACAGGCGAUCACAUCUCAAACCUGAACUCUAUGGCACGGGAAGUCAUCAUUUAUUCAAAUUAACGAAAAGCUGCAACACGUGUGAUGGUCGCCGAAGCUUUUUCCCACAAUCCCUUAAUGAGGAAAUGGUAGAUUAUACCGAAAUGCUGCAUGAUAUUCUUGGGUCAGUUUGUGUAGCAGGGGAAAGUGUUACACUGCCGCACAGAAUGAACAGAAUAGAUGCGUUCUUCCAGGAAAAUCAGAAAUCGGGAAAUCCAAAAGUAACUAUCCAUACUAAUGGAUGGAGGAGUCUAAUUGGGAACUAUAGUGAUGACAUUAGAGAUCAAGCUAUUGGUUACAUAAAGAAGAAUUGGCCCGUGGUUGUUGGAGUGCGAUGUGGUCAUGAUCGGUUACGGAUGCAUUAUGCCGUUGCUACGAGAUAUCGGGAGAUAUUAAAACCAAAAAAGCCUAUAUUAACAAAUUUUAUUAAUAAAUCUCCACGCGAAAUGGUGACCAGGCGGGAAUUUUUUCUACAUAUGGGUCGGGCUUAUCAUAGCGACUAUGCCGAAUCGAAUUGGUGUUCAGCGAAAAUCUUCUUUGCUGGUGUGGCAACAUAUUAAAGCAGGAAGAUUAAGAGCUCCAUCAACCUCACAUACAUGCCUCUGAUUUCCGACAGAUAGGUGUUGUGUCCGAUAUGGUACUCUACUGCUACGAUUAAGGUACUGUACUACAAUAGUUGCAUUUCAGAUAAAUUACUCUUCUACGCUGUGUUUCCCAGUAGGUACUGUAUUGCUAUGGCUGAGCCUCCGGCUGAUAUGGAUUUAUUUCAAAUCAAACACUCUACUGCUGAAAUUUUUAACUGUUACGACUGAGUUUCCGAUAAAAUAUAUACUGCUAAGACUAACUACAAUACCGCAUACUGCCCGUGCAUUUCCGAUAAAAUACUGAAUGCUCUAUUUUAAUAAAAAGCGACAGUUCCAUGUUUGUAAAGUAAUAAUGUUGAAAUAAAAACUUAAAACACCUGGACUUAAAAACUUAAAACACACUUCUGCCUUCUUAUUAAGGAUUAAUCAUAUUAAACUUAUAAUUCACUAUUGUCAGUAUCUAAAUUGGCAAAUAUUAUCAUUUCCAAGUUGAGACUUUGAUCUUUAUCAAUUCUACUGAGCGGUAUAGAAACAAGAGAGCUUGUCGUGCUAUGAUUGUAUAGUUAUUUGACAGCCUAUUAAGGGCUAGAUAUAAUUAUGCUUUAAUGUCCUUAUAAAAUAUGCAACUAUCGCUUUAAGAACACAACAAUAUCACAACAACAACAUAAAAAAGCGCUGUAUAGAUGUGUAUACCUUACAAACAUAUACAAAUAACAGGUUGAUAUAAUCUAGUGUUAUAUUCUUCACGAAACAUGGGAAAUAACAGUCAGAGCGAGAUAAUUAAACUAUAGUUUGUUCUGUUUUCAACUAUCGUUUUUAUUCUAUUUUCAACUAUCGUUUGAGCUGUUUACAUCAGUAUAAUUAUAUAUAGACCAUACAUUCUGUACACCAACCAGACUGUUCGUUCAAAUCAUAAUUAUUCAUAUACUUCCUUGUGUUAUACUGUGUGAUGUUUACCCACAAAACACUUAUAUAACCCACAAAAUAUCCUCGUCGCGAUAAUGUAACGCUACAAUUCUGGCUCCCCAGCUUAACAGGCUCCUUCUCGUAAGAUGUAAAUCUAUUGAACCGUUAAUCGUAUUUAAGUUCAAGGUACAACCCUACCACGGGUUGUAAUGCAGGUAUUUUGUAUUGCCUACAUAUCACACAAGUUGUAUCUAUGUCUCUU
Messenger RNA from Patella vulgata (common limpet), 3324 nucleotides. RefSeq lists its product as uncharacterized. NCBI's taxonomy places the organism in Eukaryota, Metazoa, Mollusca, Gastropoda, Patellidae. The record is from RefSeq and is a predicted model, not a curated record. Bases 1155 to 2132 code for a protein of 325 amino acids. The transcript has 2 exons.